This is a messenger RNA of Beta vulgaris subsp. vulgaris (sugar beet), 2238 nucleotides long. RefSeq lists its product as uncharacterized. Lineage: Eukaryota; Viridiplantae; Streptophyta; Magnoliopsida; Caryophyllales; Amaranthaceae. The transcript is spliced from 3 exons. The record is from RefSeq and is a predicted model, not a curated record. Bases 1 to 2238 code for a protein of 745 amino acids.
AUGUUCUUGAUGAAUUAUACUAGACCUGAUAUAGCUUAUGCUGUUAGUAGAUUGAGCAGGUAUACUCACAAUCCUAAUCGGGAGCACUGGGUUGCCUUGAUUAGAUUGUUGAAGUAUCUAAAAGGCACUACCAAUUGGGGUCUACAUUAUCAAAGGACACCUUGUGUUCUUGAAGGAUUUUGUGAUGCUAAUUGGGUGUCGGAUAAUGAUGAGAUACAAUCUACUAGUGGUUAUGUUUUCACUCUUGCUGGAGGAGCUAUAUCAUGGAAAUCAUCAAAACAAACAUGUCAAGAAGCUGAAUGGAUAAGGAGUUUGCUUGCUGAUAUUCCAUUGUGGGGGAAGCCAGCUCCAUCAGUUUCUAUGCGGUGUGACUCGCAAGCAGCAAUUGGGGUAGCGAAUAAUCAAGCCUAUAAUGGAAAGAGAAGGCAUAUUCGCUUAAGGCAUGCCAUAGUUAGAAAUCUAAUUAGAGAAAAUGUGUUGUCACUCGAGUAUGUAAAAUCAGAGAGGAAUAUUGCUGAUCCUCUCACCAAAGGCCUUUGUAGAAAAAUGCACCGAAAUCGAAGCCGAAGAGGUACUGUUGCGAUGAAGUUAGACAUGAGCAAGGCGUACGACAGAGUUGAAUGGGGCUUUCUACGAAAGUUGCUCCUUACUAUGGGCUUUGACGGGAGAUGGGUAAACCUGAUCAUGGAUUGUGUAUCUUCUGUUUCUUACUCCUUCAUUAUUAAUGGAGGUGUUUGUGGCUCUGUUACUCCUGCUAGAGGUCUUCGUCAAGGUGACCCUCUUUCUCCGUAUCUCUUUAUUAUGAUUGCUGAUGCUUUUUCUAAGAUGAUUCAGAAGAAAGUUCAAGAGAAACAGCUUCAUGGUGCAAAGGCCAGUCGCAGUGGCCCAGAAAUUUCGCAUCUUUUCUUUGCAGAUGACAGUUUACUCUUUACUAGAGCCUCCCGUCAGGAAUGCACUACUAUAGUUGAUAUACUCAACCACUAUGAAUUAGCAUCCGGGCAGAAAAUUAAUUACGAGAAAUCGGAAGUCUCUUUUAGUAAAGGAGUCAGUAUCGGGCAAAGAGAAGAGUUGACGAAUAUUUUAAGCAUGCGGCAGGUUGAUAAUCACGAGAAGUACCUUGGUAUCCCUUCUAUCUCUGGUCGAUCAAAGAAAACUCUUUUUGAUUCUCUUUUGGAUAGAAUUUGGAAGAAACUCCAAGGUUGGAAGGAGAAAUUGCUUUCCAGAGCCGGAAAAGAGGUUUUGCUAAAGUCAGUCAUCCAGGCCAUCCCUACUUAUCUGAUGGGAGUGUACAAACUUCCCUGCUCCAUCAUUCAAAAAAUCCAUUCGGCGAUGGCUCGUUUUUGGUGGGGUAGUUCUGAUUCACAACGCAAAAUUCACUGGAAAAAUUGGGAUUCUAUGUGCACCUUGAAAUGUUUUGGUGGCAUGGGUCUCAAAGAUCUCAGAGUUUUUAACGAUGCACUUUUGGGGAGACAAGCGUGGAGGUUAGUUCGUGAGCCCAACUCUUUAUUUGCUAGAGUUAUGAAGGCUAAGUACUAUGCUAAGUGUGAUUUUCUAGAAGCCCCUCUCGGAUGUUCUAACAGUUAUUCGUGGAGUAGUAUUUGGAGCUCAAAGGCUCUCUUGAAGGAAGGCAUGGUGUGGCGUGUUGGCAAUGGUACUCAGAUCAAAAUAUGGGAUGAUCCAUGGGUCUUGGAUGAUAAUGGGCGAUACAUUACAAGUGAGAAGCAAGGAGAUCUAAGCAUGGUGAGUGAGCUCAUUGAUUUUGACAGAAUGCAGUGGAAGGUGCCUAUGAUUGAAGCUUUAUUUAAUGAAAGAGAUGUAAGUUGCAUACUUGCUACUCCCCUUAGCUCUACGCCUCUGAAAGAUGAGCUAACAUGGGCUUUCACCAAGGAUGCAUGCUACUCGGUGAAGACGGCUUAUAUGCUUGGCAAGGGAGGAAAUCUCGAUAAUUUCCAUCAAGCUUGGCUCGACAUUUGGAGUAUGGAGGUUAGUCCUAAAGUUAAGCAUUUUAUUUGGCGGUUGUGUAGCUACACUCUCCCGGUUCGUGGCUUACUUAAGCACCGCCACAUGAUUGAUGAUGACUUUUGUCCUCGAGGUUGUGGAGAGCCUGAGACCCAAGAACACGCCAUCUUUGGUUGUAAUUUAUUGCGUGAUUAUUGGGUUGAGAGUGGUUGUGAUGAACUGAGAUGCUUGGCCCUCGCUGGCCCAAUGACUGAGGCUAUGAUUAGACAACAUGUUUAG